CCAAAGUCUGACAGUCGCACGCUUUCUAGCGUUGCAACCAGUCGAUUCACUUGGUUCUGGAACUAAUUCGUAGUUCAAAUUUACGCCUCGACUAUUUUGCACUGCAUGCGAUGGCCGAUGCCAGCCGCGAGUACGACCUCCAAGCCGACCAUGCUAAUUUCCCCGCAUUUCACCGGUGCGGGUCGAUCGCGUGUCUCUCGUCCAUCCCCGAUUCUCCGGCGAAUCCAAGGUUCAUAGGGCAGACCCCGGUCCGGCAUGGGGUUUGUGGCAACGAUCAGCAGGGAUGAAAAGCGAGACACGAGAUGAUCCUGGUCUCCGUUCAGAAAACCCCGGAUCCUCACUCUUGAAGCUGCAUCUGCCAGUCAGCAGCACAACAUUCGACCGACAUACUGUACCUUCCCUUCUGCGGAACCCCUACGGAUAAUUUGGACUGGGACACACCGAGAGCCAAGAUUACCAAAUGCUUAUCCUCGAUCAUUCCAGAGGGCCUGACAUAUUAUCUCACCGUCAUUGACAAAGGUGAUCGGAGCAAUCACAUUUUGCCAAGACCCCAGCUCCGAACUUUCUCCCCCCGGGACUACAGCCUCGGCUGUAUCCUGUCCCCCUGCCAUUUGCCCACAUUCCUGAACCCGACGGAGAUGCGGGCGGCGAAAUGAACGUGGCACACGGGACCAGAGCGCCUCCUUGUCCAGGGGGGGUAUACUCGCCGGCCCGUGGCGUCCAACCAGCGUCAGCCCCACUCCAAUCAGCACGGCCGCUAGCAGGAUAAGGGCGGCGCUAAGGUUCAACCCUCUCCAGACCCAGUAUCGCUAACGUUCGGGGGGGGGGGGGGAAGGGAGGGGACGCCCCUGCUCCCGAGAGGGCCCUUCCAAGGCUCGCCCAGCCCACCCGCAACCGGCUUAUCGCUAACAAGCUCGUGCCCAUGGCGAAUUCCCGUUGGCAAAUUUGGGGAACGGGUGGACCUGCGGACCUUGGCCAAAAUAGAGAUGGGAGAUACAGCAUCCAAGCAGCUUCGCAGCACGUUAUCAAUGCAACUCGCUUGUUUCCCCCAAUCUCCGCCCGAGCUUUCCCUGGACCCUCUUCUCCUCCCGGGCUCCUCCGUUCCCUUAGUCUUUCGGCGCAAUCGACUGCCGUACUAUCGUGGACGCGAGCAGCGUUGACGAUCAUCGGGAUUGCCGACGAGCAUAAUUAACAUGCCGUGGACGCGCCAUGGUGGCCAUGGGUGGCGGGCUUCAUUGCGUGUCCCGGAGCCGUCUGGACUAAUCAUCAUCCUUUGGGCCACAUUCGUGUUAGGUCACAUAGGCGCAUGCCCGCAGAUUCGGACGAGUGGUGAAAGUGUGUUCCAGCCGUCGAGCCAUCGAGUCAGCCCAAAAGUCUUGGCACUUUGGCAGUGGAUCAAAGCGGAAAGAUCAACUUCCGCCGCCACCAGCAGAACAGGAAGUAAAGGCAGCCAGGAUCGUGAUACGGACGGAGUGUAGGAUAUUUGGGGAUAUCAAAGGUGGAAGGUGACCCAAGGGAGGGGGUAGUAAGGAGUAAGCCGGGGGGGGGUCCAAGUGGGAUCGUACGGUUCUGACUGGUCCCCAAGGGCAAAUCAACGCCAAAGAAAAAGAAGAACGCUGCACAGAGCCGACUGACAAAGUCGAUGGACUGAGAGCACGGCCCCGGGAUUCUUUGUGUAACUGACGAUUGAUUGGGCUAAUGGCAAGGAAUUGGCCAGAAUUUCCAGGACGUGCAGGACGGGCUCGACUCUGUCGAUUGGGUCCGCUCGGCGCGUGAUGGUUCGAUACUGCUUAAUUCCUUCUUCGACCUUCCUAAUUCUAUUAUUCUGCCUUUUUUUUUUCUUUAAUUUAACAUUUUGGGCCGUUUUGACUUCCACAAGCUUCAUAUCCCGUUGCGGCUUCGUUUCGAAGGCAUCGAGAAGUAUGGAAUCGGCCAUUCCAAACCAAACGUCCAACUUGGCCGAACCCAGCGCUUGCUUCUUCGUCUCUCGCAACUCGACAAACAAAUUGACGAGUCACUGACUAUCAGCUAUCAUCCUCGUACGACCUUGACACACUCCUAUCGGUCACGGAAUCGAAGAUUCGCCUCCUCGUGGUUGUGUUUACUCUCUUAGUCUCCUUUUAGUCUUCCCUUCGCGCAUCCACUGGCCUUCCCCCACCCCAGUUUCCUCUUUGCCUGUGCACUUUCUCCCCCCACUUCUGCUGGACUUUCCUCCUAUCACGUCCUUCAGUGGCCUUGUCGUCGGUGCGCUUAUCCUAACCGGCUCGAUUGGGGUUACAUCCAUGCUCCAUUUGGUCUCAGAUAUCCUUUGACUCGUUUACUGGGGGCGAUAAGGCGGAAUACCGUCGGGGUCGUUCAGGAGCUGUCAAACAGCGAGAAAGAGAGAGAGAGAGAGAGAGAGAGCAGGCAAUCGCGCUUGCUUUAAAGCAAGUCAAAUUACCGGACAGCUUUUUGGUUUCCUUUCUUUUUUUCUCCCUCCGUUUUCUCUCUCAUCCCUCGUUGGCCCCAGUUUGGAUCUUCCACGAUCUGUGACCCGCGCCUCGCCAUGGAGAAGACAGAUCCCGAUGUCGCGGUGACCACCGGCGCCGAGGUCGAUGAGACUGCGCCCAGUGAGAUGAUCAACAAGUUGCGCCAUUUGAAGGAUCAUCAUCACUGGGACCCCAACUUGCCCCAAGAUGUCGAGGAGGAACUGGAUGAGGCCCUGCACACGUCCGACAAGGGUGCCCAGGUCGGCAUCGCUCAUGAACUGUUGGAUAACUCCAUCUACCCCGAAGUGCGCGCUGCCGUCCCCAACGUCGAUGAGGGAGGUCACAGCAAUACCCUUCGUGCUUGGGUCAUUGGUAUGCUCUUUGCGACGAUCGGUUCCGCGCUGAACAUGCUGUUCUCCAUGCGUCAGCCCUACAUUGUCAUUCCCUCGUACAUCGCCCAGGUCGUGGCUUACCCCGUUGGUAAGGCCUGGGAGAAGUUCAUGCCAGCCAAGAAGUUCAAGUUCUUCGGCAUCGAAUGCAACCUUAACCCCGGAGUCUUCAGCAAGAAGGAGCACGCGCUAGUGGUCAUCAUGGCGAACGCCACAUUCGGUGGUGGCGCUGCUUAUGCCACGGAUGUCCUGUUGGCUCAGCGUGCCUUCUAUAAACAGAAGUUUGGCUGGGCGUUCGAGAUCUUCAUGUGUAUCUCGACCCAGAUGCUGGGUUUCGGUAUGGCCGGAUUCUUCACCAAGUUCCUGGUCCAGCCCGCGGCCAUGAUCUGGCCCUCGACCCUGAUCAACACCGCCCUCUUCUCGGCUCUCCAUGACCGAACCAAGCCCGACCCGCGCAAGGUGAGCGGCUGGAAGAUCGGUCGUUACCGUCUGUUCCUAUACACCAUGAUUGGCUCGUUCUGCUGGUACUGGUUCCCCGGAUACAUUGCUCCCUUCCUGAGCGUGUUCGCCUGGGUGACCUGGAUCAAGCCCCAGAAUGUCAUCGUCAACCAGCUGUUUGGUGGCUGGACCGGUCUGUCUUUGAUCCCCAUGACCUUUGACUGGACUCAGAUCUCCGGCUUCAACUUCAGUCCCCUGAUUGCCCCUUGGUACGCCAUGGCCAACACCCUGAUCGGCAUGGUCCUCUGGUUCUGGAUCGUCACCCCUGCCAUUCACUACUCUGGCUUGUUCUACUUCAAGUACCUGCCGAUCAGUGACUCGGGCAGCUACGACAACACCGGAGGCAGCUAUAACGUCUCCAAGAUUCUGACCCCCGAGUUCACGUUCGACCCCGAGAAGUACAAGAACUACUCCCCGCUCUUCUUGUCCACCACCUUCUCCCUGAGCUACGGUCUGUCCUUUGCUGGUAUCAUUGCCGUUAUUAUCCACACUGUCCUCUUCCACGGCCCCGAUCUCUGGGCUCGUUUCCGUGCCGUCAACGCCGUUGAAGAAGAGGAUGUGCACAGCCGCCUCAUGUCUCGUUUCAAGACCGUUCCCCUCUGGUGGUAUGGUGUCGUUACUUUGAUCAUGAUCGGCAUGGCUCUGGGUGUGACUCAGGGCUUCGAGACCCAUCUGAGCUGGUGGGCAUUCUUCAUUUCUCUGAUCAUUGCCGUUCUUUGGUUCGUGCCUCUCGGAAUCGUCAAGGCCUCGACCAACAUCGAUAUUGGUCUCAAUGUCUUGACUGAGUUCAUCAUCGGUUACAUGCAGCCCGGUCGCCCAAUGGCCAUGAUGCUGUUCAAGACCUACGGAUAUAUGAGCAUGUACCAAGGAAUGUACUUCACUCAGGACUUGAAGCUCGGCCACUACAUGAAGAUUCCUCCCCGUGUUACCUUUGCCGCCCAGAUGGUCGCCGGUGUCUGGUCCUCGCUCGUGCAAAUCGCCGUGAUGAACUGGGCGCUGGGCGCCAUCAAGGACGUCUGCACCCAGCACCAGGCCAACCACUACAGCUGCCCCAACGGCCGUGUCUUCUUCAAUGCCUCCGUCAUCUGGGGUGUGAUCGGUCCUGCCCGCAUCUUCUCCGUCGGCCAGCUUUACUCCCCCCUCAUGUUCUUCUGGAUUGCCGGCGCGGUUCUCCCCGUCGCGAUCUACUUCGGUGCCCGCGCUCUCCCCCGCUCCCCAAUCCGCUACCUCUCCGCACCCCUGAUCUUCAGUGGAGCUGGUCUCAUUCCUCCCGCCACUCCACUGAACUACCUCAGCUGGGGUAUCGUGGGAUUCGUGUUCAACAAGCUCAUCCGCGACCGCUUCCGCGGCUGGUGGAUGCAAUACAACUACGUUCUCUCAGCUGGUCUGGACGUCGGCCUCGCGCUGUGCACUAUCCUCAUCUUCCUGACCCUCAACCUCACCAGCACCGACUUCCCCUCCUGGUGGGGUACCGAAAUCGCCGCCAACACCAUGGACGCGGCCGAUACCGCCAUCCAAGUCGUCCUGCCCGAGGGCCAGACCUUCGGCCCCACGACCUGGGCGUAAAGGUGCUAUUCACACGAGGUUUCCUGGAAUUCUUUCCCCGAUAGUUUGGUUGUUCGCGGAUUGAUUUUGGGAACGGUGAAUGUCAAAUGACAUUUGCGGGGGUGUGCACAUAACACGAUGGGUCGAUGCUUUCUAUUUGGUCAUUUUUUAAUGCAUGCUUGCAAUGAGAUGAUGAUUAAAAUGAUAGCUCUUUGCCCUUUUCUCUCGCGCGAGGGUAUCCUAAUAUUCAUAGCUGUCUAAUACCCAAUCAAACCAAGUUCAUAAUUACAAUUA
Molecule: messenger RNA, 5194 nt
Organism: Penicillium brasilianum
Lineage: Eukaryota; Fungi; Ascomycota; Eurotiomycetes; Eurotiales; Aspergillaceae
Source: the annotation of a GenBank genome assembly